AUGAUGCACCGCGUAUCCCGCUUGGCCGCUCGACGCCCCCUUCGCACAUUUUCCACAUCAUCUGUGGAGCGCGUGCCGCUUUUCAUCGAUGGCAAGUUUGUGCAGUCCAAGACAGACAAGUGGAUUGAUUUACGAAACCCAGCGACGAAUGAAGUGAUUUGCCAAGUGCCGGAAGCCACACCAGAUGAGAUGCGCCAAGCUACACAAGCUGCUUCGCGCGCUUACAAGACCUGGAAGGAGGUGGGCGUGCAGCAGCGUCAGCGCGUCAUGCUCAAGCUGCAGCAUCUGAUUCGCGAGCACACAGACGAACUUGCCUUGUCUAUCACUAAUGAGCAGGGAAAAACCCUUGCUGAUGCUCGUGGUGAUAUUUUUCGUGGUCUUGAAGUGGUUGAGCAUACGUGUGGAGCUGCAACGCUCAUGAUGGGCGAGACAGUUGAGAAUCUAGCCACAUCCCUCGACACUUACUCGUUCAAACAGCCGCUUGGUGUAUGUGCUGGUAUCUGCCCCUUCAACUUUCCUGCUAUGAUCCCACUGUGGAUGUUUCCUACUGGCACAGUGACCGGUAACACGUACAUACUUAAGCCGUCGGAAAAGGACCCUGGUGCAACUAUGAUUCUUGCUCGACUGGCUCAAAAAGCGGGUCUUCCAGACGGUGUUCUCAAUAUCAUACAUGGCGCUCAUGAUACGGUCAAUUUUAUCUGUGACGCCCCAGAGAUAAAAGCCAUCUCGUUCGUGGGUGGCAACCAGGCAGGCGAGUACAUUCACUCUCGUGGUAGCGCUAAUGGAAAGCGUGUGCAGGCCAAUCUUGGUGCGAAGAAUCACGCUGUCAUCAUGCCUGAUUGCGACAAGGAUCAGGCUGUUGGUGCUCUCGCUGGGGCUGCAUUUGGAGCUGCAGGCCAGCGUUGCAUGGCCCUUUCGGUUGUUGUUUUCGUUGGCAAGUCGAAGGAAUGGGUCAAGGAUAUUGUUGAGAAAGCCAAGACAAUGAAGGUCAACGGAGGCAUGGAGCCCGAUACGGAUGUAGGCCCACUAAUCACUGUGGCGGCUAAAGAGCGGGCGGAGCGACUAAUUCAAGAAGGCGUGGACAAUGGCGCUGAGCUUCUACUCGACGGACGCAAUGUCAAGGUACUCAAGUAUCCUAACGGCAACUUUGUUGGUCCUACAGUACUGAAUAACGUCAGCACAGACAAUCCUGCAUACGUCGAAGAAAUUUUUGCUCCCGUGCUAGUUUGCACAUCAGUGGACACGCUGGAAGACGCGAUCGAGCUCAUAAACCGCAAUCCGUAUGGUAACGGGACUUCGAUAUUUACGUCAUCGGGAGCAGCUGCGCGUAAAUUCCAACAUGAAAUUGACGUAGGCCAGGUCGGUAUUAAUGUGCCGAUUCCCGUUCCUCUUCCUAUGUUUUCGUUCACUGGUUCGCGAGCGUCGAUCCGUGGUGACUUAAACUUUUAUGGGAAGGCUGGUAUCAACUUUUACACACAAAUUAAGACAGUAACUUCAUUGUGGGACUACAACGAAAAAACUCGCUACGGUGCUGUGAUGCCAACGCUUAGUUAG
Molecule: messenger RNA, 1554 nt
Organism: Plasmopara halstedii
Lineage: Eukaryota; Oomycota; Peronosporomycetes; Peronosporales; Peronosporaceae
Product: methylmalonate-semialdehyde dehydrogenase
Exons: 6
Coding region: 1-1554 (517 amino acids)
Biological process (GO): thymine catabolic process; L-valine catabolic process
Cellular component (GO): mitochondrion
Molecular function (GO): methylmalonate-semialdehyde dehydrogenase (acylating, NAD+) activity; malonate-semialdehyde dehydrogenase (acetylating, [NAD(P)+]) activity
Source: RefSeq, a predicted model, not a curated record